AUGGCUACUAACACAGAAAGUGAAAUCGCCACGUUUCUCAAUGUUGAAAGAAGCAAUGUGGAAUCACUCGCACAAGAAUUAAAGGAUGCGAUACUUUCCAAAGCUGAGGAAUUUGCUCAAUUGCAAUCCGAUAACCUUAGGACAAAUGUACUGUUGGAAGAGACGAAAGCCAAUUUGUCUAGCAAAUACGAAAAGCUAAAGGAAGAACUAGAUUAUGUAGUUGAGGAUAAUACUAAAGUUCGUGCUGAGAACAAGACCCUGAGUGAAAAGGUGUGGUCUUUAGAGACUUCUGAUAACUCCAAAUUGGCCGAGAUAAAUCAGUUAAAGACUUCCAACGAAGGCCUUCAAAACAACAUAGAUAGGGCCAACGAGAGGUACAAAGAGUUAAAUGGAUCUUAUGAUGAAAAGGUCACAGAGCUCGAACAUAUAAGAGACGAAAAGAAAGAACUACAAACUCAAAUCAAGACACUUAAUGAUAAAAUUCUGGAACUUGAACUAAAAUGCCAAGAGUAUCAAUCAAGUGAACUGAAUAGAAAAUCUGAACUUGAGCGGAACGCACAAGAGAUUUUAUUACUGAGAAAAAAUCAGGAAUGGCUGGAACAGGAAUUGACAAACAAAAACCAACACUUCAUGUUCUACAGGAAAAAGACUGAUCUAAUGGUUCAUGAUGCUGUUACAAAUGUUGAAAAGCUUAAAAGUGAUCUAAAGAUAGAGAAAUCUAGCAAGGAAAUUUUGUCAAAGAAAUUAGACGAGACCACCGAACAAUUACAAAAUAAUCUAAUUGAAAAUAAGGAUCUCAAAGACGUACUUGCUGUUGAAAAACAGGAGUUUGAUAAAGAGCUAUCGAUCAAGGACAAGCUAAUUAAACUAUAUGAGAAUCAGAUAAAAUCUCUGGAAUCGACUCUACAACAGAAGUUCAAGACCGCUGAGGCUAAUGAAGAAAAUAGUUCUGAAGUAGUAAAAUCACUCAAAGAAGAACUAUCUCUAGCAGAGAGAAAACUUCAAGAUAUGGAAGAGAAAUGUGUACGUUUAGAAUCCAUAUUAGAUCACGACUCCAAUGAUGUAUCAUUACAAACUAAAGGCAGAAAAAGAACAUAUUCCAAUGAUUCUAAUUCAAAUUCCUCAGAUGAACUCGGCUCUUUUGAUGAUUCCUCAAUUUCGUUAUCGAGAAUGCAAGGUGAUAUAAAAAUCUUGAAGAGGCAACUUGUUCAAGAAAAGAGACAAAAAGAAAAACUACAAAAUCAAGUCGAGUCUUUUGUUAUUGAACUCGAACAUAAGAUUCCAGUGAUAAAUUCUUUCCAAGAGAGAACAUCUGUUCUUGAAAAGGAGCUUACAGACACAGCUUUACUCCUUGAACACGCUACAAAGGAAAAUGAACUAAAAACUAAUGAGUUACAAUCUCUAAAGAAGAAAAUCUCCGAUGAUAACUCACAAUUAGAAAUCUUGCUAAGACAACGUACUGACUUAGCUCAUCAAUUACAAUAUCUGUUAAUAAAUAUCUCAAUUAUAAAUGAUAAUGACCAUUUACUCAAUGAAGAUGAGAUAAAAUUCAUAAAGAAUCUGGUAUCCAAUGAUAAUAUGGCAUCGACAAACGAUUCCCAAAAAGUAAUUUCUGAGCAUCUGAUAAAGUUUAAGGACAUUCAACAACUACAGGAAAAGAAUAUGGAACUGGUAAAAACCGUUAGAACAUUGGCUCAACAGCUAGAAGAAAAUGAAGAAAAGAAGAAAUCCACAUCCAAUAACACUGUCGAUGAGGAUAAUGAAAUAUUUGCUGAAGCCAAAGAAGCUAUCCUGACGCUAGAAAAAGUCAAUGAAAACUUAGAAAAGAACUUACAAAUUGUAACCAAAGAAAGGGAUGCUUUUAAGUUGUUAGUUUCCGAAGAUAGGGAGAGAAACUUUAAAUCCUCAAACUCAGUCCAUAAAUACCAUGAACUGAAGUCAUACAACGAAACAGUAGUUAAGGAUUUAGAGAAUAGAUUAACUCAACUAACAAAUGACUCGAACGCGCAUAGUAAGGCAUUAACUGAAGAAUUAAACCUAUUACAUAAAGAAAUAAGCCAAUUGAAUGUUCAAAUAGAAAAAUACAGAUCAGCCAAAUCCCUGGCGGAAGAAAGACUGAAGAUAACUCAAAACAGUAUGGAAUUACUUUCAAAGGAAAACGAGCAGUUGCGUAUUCGCUCUAGUAGAUUAGAGGAUAGUCUCCUCCAACAAGACAAAGAGACACAAAAGACCUUUUCCUCUUAUGUUGAAGCUAUAUCAAAGAACUCAUCACUCGAAACUUCAGUAAGAAAUUUGGAAACGGAGGUUACCUUACUGAAAGACCGUGAAAUCUCCUUGAAAUCUGAACUUUCUAAUACGACAGAAGAAAAAACAAAAUUGCGUAUAAUGGUUACUCAGUUACAAUCUUUACAAUCCGAAAGAGAAACUUUGCUUGAGAGAGUCCAAAGUGAUUUUAAAAAAAGGAUUUCAGAGGUUAACUACAUAAAUGAGAAACUUGACAAGCAGUUAAGCGAAAGAGUACAUGAAAUCGAUAAGAUUGAAAAGGAAAGAAAUGCGCAAUAUGAAUGGUACCAAAAGAAGAUUGAUGAAGCCUCUCAACAACAACAACAGAUUCAAGGGCAACUUCAAACAAAGAAUGAUGAGUUAGAACGUCUACAUCUACAAAAUAAAACACUUGAAAAAGAACUUGAAGGAGCUCAGAUUCGUAUACACACUUAUGAGACUAUAAACCAGAAUAACUCUGAAAAUCAGGAAGAAAAUGAUGUUAUUAAGGAACUAGAAAAGACCAAAAUUGAACUGGCAGACGCUUAUUCACAAUUAGAAGAAUUUAAGAAUUUAUCCCAGAACAGCGAAGAUGCUCUCAAAGAACUCAAUGCAUCUUUUAAUGCCAAAGAUAGGGACUAUAGAGACGCUAUCAAGACGCUAACUGAAGAAAAAACUGAAAUAGAAGGCCGCUUUGAGAUUUUAAAACAGCAACUUGAAAACAUAAAGAACGAGUUAACAGUUCAGUCAGAGGAGGCGGAAUCUGAACGCAAACGCCUAACUCAAACAAUUGCUGAAUUACAAGGGGCCGCCCAACCAAUUGAGGAAGUUAAAAAGAUGUUUGAAGAGAAGUUACAGAAGCUAGAAAAUGAUUUAGAGGAGCAAACUGUUUACGCGAACAAUGCGCAAAAGAAUUACGAACAGGAAUUACAGAGGCAUGCUGAUGUUUCAAAAACAAUUAGUGAAUUGAGGGAACAAAAUCAAAGACUGAAAAACGAUACAAAGAGUUUGACUGCCGAACUGCAAUCACUACAAGAUCAAAUGUCUCAAAAUGAGAAACAUCUCAAAUCAGAAAGAGAUGAAUACAGGAUUCAAAUUGAUCUUGCACAACAGCGUAUUGAUGAUAUCACUAAGCAAAAUCAAUUAUUAUAUAAUCAGAUUGAUUUACUGAACAGAGCUGAAUCUGUCAAUGAAAAUAGUUCAGAUGACGAGGCUAACGGCUCUACAGCCUUAGUUUUAUCCUUACGCAGAGAAAGGGAUAUAUUGGACACUAAAAUCAAUGUUAUUGAAACUGAAAAGAAUAGUCUACAACAGAAAUUAGAUGACAUACAGAAUGAGCUUGAAAAUACAAAGAGAAGUGCUGCUUUAUUAGAAAGCGAAUACAGUGAGCAUUCAGACCUCAUUAAUAAUUAUCAAACAAUAAGGGGUGACCUUGAGCAGUUGAACCUAUUAAGGGAGAGCAAUGUUACUUUAAGGAACGAACUAAAACAGGCACUAGAUGAAAAAGAUAAAAUAGCAAAAGACCUCCAAAUUUGUAGAAACGAGUUGUUACCAUUACAAUCUAAUUUAGAGAGUGCUAAUAAUUUGAUAAAAGAAAAGGAUUUGAAAAUUGCUUCAGCCAAUGAUGAAUCUCAACGUUGGAAGACCAGAUUGGAGGAAAUGAUUGAGAAACAUCAAAAAGUCAAUGUUGAUGACUACACUAAACUAGAAGAGACGCUUAAUGAGACGAAACAACUUCUAGACAAUAAGGUACAGGAGACCAACGAACUGAAUGAUCGUUUCAAUAGGCUAAAGAAACAGGCACAUGAAAAGUUAAAUACCUCCAAAGAGUUACAAAGUUCGUUACAGGAACAAAUAUCUAAUUUGAUAUCUGAGAAGGAUGAUAUUAGAAAACAGUUGGACGUUAAAACAGAGGAAAAUUCGGAACUAUUGUCCGAAUUGAACAACUUCAGAGAAAAACAAAACGAUCUAGAGACCUUGAGGGAGGAAUUGAAUAAAGAAAUAUCAAAGUCUGAAGAACUAGAAGUUAAACUUCAAAACGAGAUCGAAUCAUCAUCUUUAGCCUCUAGAAACACCAACAAGGAAAUCGAAGAGCUGCAAAAGGUCAUUGACGACCUAAAGACUCAGCUUGCUGCUAAUUCGACAGAUGCUGAUGAACAAACCAAUAGAAACGUCGAGGCCAUAAAGAGAGAAUUUGAGAAUCAAAAGACAAAGUUCAUCGCUGAAAAAACAGAAGAGUUUAAUAAGAGGCUAAUAGAAGAAACAGAAAAGAUUAGAAAUGAAUUUCAAGAAAAUGAAAAACCAGACACAGAACUAAAUGUUGAUGUCGAAGCACUAAGAAAACAAUGGGAAGAAGAUAGUGAAGAAUUGAUCCAAAAACGCAUUGCAGAAGCUGAAGAUAAUUUGAAGAAAAGAAUCAGAUUACCAUCUGAAGAAAAGAUCAAUAAGAUAAUCGAAAAGAGAAGAAGUGAACUUGAAUCGGAAUUCGACCAAAAAAUAAGGGAUAAAGCAAGGGACUUGCUAAUGAAUGACCAUAGUAACGAGUUUAAUAACGAACUGAAAGAAGCUCUAGAGAAGGAAUUAAAGGAGAGGUUUGAAGAUGAACUACAGGCUGCUAGAAAAAAGGCAUUUGAAGAGGGUAAGCAACAAGCAACAAUGAAGACCACCUUAUUGGAAAGGAAAAUACAGAAACUUGAAUCACAAAUUCAGGAGAAAGAGAAGGAUAGUGAAGAAACUCAGGAUGUUAAGCCAGAAGAAAACUCUACACCUUCAGUAAAAAAAAUACCUGAGACAUUGAAUUCAAGUGACACCAGCUUUGGAAACUCCAACAAUGUAAAAGUUUUAAAACCUAGCAGUCCAUUUGGGGCUACUUCGGCAUUUAACAACCCAUUCACGUUUAAUAACAAUGGUAAUCCACCUGCUUUUGCAAGUGCCUUUGCCCCAACAUUCAAGGAUCUAAUGUCUGGACAAGGUGGACAACAGAGUGAGUUAUCACAAAAUAAAAGAGUAGGCGAUGAUGACAUAGAGACCAAUGAACUAAAAAAAUCAAAAUCUGACAGUGAAUCGGAUCAAUCAUCCUAA
This is a messenger RNA of Nakaseomyces glabratus, 5343 nucleotides long. It is a transcript of the gene MLP1, whose product is annotated as Mlp1p. Gene Ontology annotation, cellular component: nuclear pore. The record is from RefSeq and is a predicted model, not a curated record. Gene Ontology annotation, molecular function: structural constituent of nuclear pore. Gene Ontology annotation, biological process: protein import into nucleus; mRNA export from nucleus. Lineage: Eukaryota; Fungi; Ascomycota; Saccharomycetes; Saccharomycetales; Saccharomycetaceae.